CAAGGAGAGGUCUGGAGGAAACCUGGCUGACAAGCUCCUGGACAACAGCUGCUGCUAGCGCGUAUUAGCCGCCUGGGGCCCAAGGAAUCAUUUCAUGGAGAAGCGGAAGUAAGUAGAACUUGCAAUUGACUCAAUAAUUUCCUGGAAGGAAGCAGCUAAAGAAAAAGAGACCAAAGAAUCUUGAUUCAUAACAUAAAAUUUUCUUCCAUUGCCCAGCAUCUCAGGUCGAAUUCUAGAGGAUGAAAGACACAGAUUUCAAUAAUUUUACCCAACUGAGCGGAAAAAAAGGAAUACUCUCUUAAAAAGACUGAGGACUGCCAAUAGAAUCAGUUACAGCCAACAAUCUGAGGUUCACUCGACAAAAGGCCACCUCAUCAGCUACCUAGAUGAUGCUCCUGCAAGAGUUUUGAGAAGUGCUUAAGAAAUCUCUGUCUUUUUGAAGUCUCAUUUCACCUAUUUCUCCACUAAAGAUGGACCUAAAACUAAAAGAUCCGGAGUUCUGGUACACAUUACAUGGAAAUGUUCCAGGGAUGCUGGACUGGGAUAUGGGAAAUGAAUUAUUUCUGCCCUGCACCUCAGACCAAUACCCCUUAACUGAGCAAAACCUUGUCAAAUACAAACUCCGGGUAAUGGAGCCCCCAAAGGUGACCCAAGGGAAAAAAACUAAUAUUGACAAUGAUGGUCCUGACUCUGAACCAAACUUAUGGAUGUGGGUAAAUCCCAGUGUUGUGUGCUCCGUUGGCAGCCAAGAAGUCCCAAAGCCUAAUAAGGAAAAGGAUCUGACAAGAAUACCUUCGUCCACUCGACCACUCCCAAAGAAAUCUAAUUGCUUAGAGACCAUAGUAAUUCAGUCCCUUCCAUCUUGCUCCAGUGAACAAUUUCCUCAACAGCAAAAUUUCACUUCUCCCAGCAACUGGAAGUUCACAGAAAAGGAAACUGAAGAACAAGACAACGAGUACUCUGUGACUCUCCCACCAACUAAGAAAGGGAAAGGCUUACAGAUCCAAAAGUUACGGCAAGAUAAUGGCCAGGAACAGAAGCUCUGGCCCCGUCCACCCCUCAAUUACAGUCAUCUAAUUUCCCUAGCAUUAAGAAACAGUCCUCCUUGUGGUCUCAAUGUGCAACAAAUCUACAGUUUCACCCAAGAACAUUUCCCCUUUUUCUGGACAGCUCCACAAGGCUGGAAAAACACUGUCCGACACAACCUCUGCUUCCUGGGUAGCUUUGAGAAGUCCCCAAUCAGCCUUGAGGAUGAGACUAACACAAAGCCAAGGCCUAGACUUUGGAGACUUACUGAGGAGGGACACCGCCGUUUUCAGGAAGAGACUCGUGCCUUAGCCUCUGCUCGUAGGGAGAGCAUCCAACAGAGCAUGAGUCAACCGGAUGUGAUGACCUCCCUCUUUGACCUUUGAACUACUAUUGAUACCUUUCUGGAACACUGUGCCCUUACUGUGCCUACUCAUGUCCUGAUCGAUUUCAUUAAUUCCUGACUGGUAGUUGUCAAACCUACUAUAUAACUAUUACUUCAAUAAUGGUUUUAAGAGGUGGAGAAUAGUACAGCUGGUAGGGUGUUUGCCCUGCAUGCCGUCAACCUGGGUUCAUUUCAGCAUACUAGACAAUCCUAAGAGCAUGCCAGGAGUGAUCCUUGAGAGCAGAGCCAGGAGUAAUCCCUGAGCACUGUCAGGUAUGCCCCCAAAACAAAACAAACAAACAAAAAAACAAAUUAAAAGAAUGCUUUUAGGGGCCGGAGCGAUAGCACAGCGGGUAGGGCGUUUGCCUUGCACGCGGCCGACCUAGGUUCGAUCCCCGGCAUCCCAUAUGGUCUCCCCAGCACCACCAGGAGUAGUUCCUGAGUGCAUGAGCCAGGAGUAACCCCUGUGCAUCGCCGGGUGUGACCCAAAAAGCUAAAAAAAAUAAAUAAAAUAAAAAAAUUAAAAAAAUAAAAAAUUUUAAAAAUAAAAAAUAAAAAAGGUGGAUCUUGGGCCGGAGCGAUAGCACAGCGGGUAGGGCGUUCGCCUUGCACGCGGCCGACCCGGGUUUGACCCGGGUUCGAUCCCCGGCAUCCCAUAUGGUCCCCCAAGCACCGCCAGGAGUAAUUCCUGAGUGCAAAGCCAGGAGUAACCCCUGAGAAUCGCUGGGUGUGACCCAAAAAGCAAAAAAUAAAUAAAUAAAUAAAUAAAUAAAUAAAUAAAUAAAUAAAUAAAUAAAUAAAUAAAUAAAAAAAAAGGUGGAUCAUUGGAUCAUAAGUCUAGGUGGGAAAUCACAGAACAUUGAAUGGGGAAAGUGGCAGCUGUACAUUUUGAGCAGAAGCAGAAAAUCCUAAAAGUAAUGUUAAGAAGAAAUAUUUUAUGAGAAAUUGAAUUCUGUUUACUGAACAGUAUUCUUACACAUUUAAACGAUUGGUGGAGACUAAAAUAUAAGAUACAGGAUGGAGCCAGGCCUAGAAGAGCCUGGAAUGCCAUGUAUAGGUUUAAAUGAAUAAAGAAAACUGGAUUUGGUGUUCAACUCCUGGAGAUUCAUAUGUUCCCCUUUAAGGGACACAUUUUCCCUUUGCAGGAUUUAUUUUUCUUCUGAUAUUGAACUUUUCAGCAUAUUUUUUUGCCAUCUAAUCCCAUUAUUGACAAUUACAAGCAGCAAAUUUUAAGUUGGAUAUUAAAAGCAUUUGAAUUUGAGUUUGCAUAACUCCACAUUUUUUAAUGACAAACUUUUUCUUUUCAAUUCUUGCAUUCACCACACUUUUAUUGAGGAAAUGCUAAUGUGUCUAAGCGCUAAAGAAAAAAAGCUGACAGUUUAGUGGAAGAUAUUUAUAAACAGGUAUUUUUAACACAAACGUGAUGGAACAAAUAUGCAAGAUUGAUGUGGAAAUGGGGAGAUCAUCCUGCGGAAUACAUUUAAAUGUAAGUAAAUUUUGAACCAGUUUUGAAGAAUAAGGAUUUGCUGAACAUAUAAGUGGAUACAAAGUGAAUUUGGUGUUUGGGUAAGUCAUAGGAAGUUCACUGAAAUUGAGUUAUAUUAUAACCAAAAGGAGCAAGAAAGGAAAAAAAAGGCUUUUCACAUACUACAUUAAAAAGAAAGUAAAGGGGCAGGAUGCUUCCAUUGGAUGCUGCUGAUAAAUUUAAUCCCUAGCACUGCAUAAUCCCCAGCGUAGCCAAGAGUGAUUUCUGAACACUGCCAGGUAUGGCCCCACCUCUCAAAAAAAGACUUUCACAUUCUACUUUGGUGUUUGUAUUUUAUAUUGCUGACUGUUUUGAACCAAGAGAUAUCAGUGGUGUUUUAUAAAAAAAAUCAAACAACCAUUCAGAAUUUGGUUUUUCUAAUUUCAAAAUUCUCUUUAGUAUCUUUUAUACAAAUAUACUUUCAGUUACCAUAUUUAAGCAUAAAGUUAACAAUUUCUGUUUUUAUGUUCUAGUACACUGUUAAAGAAAUAUCCAGGAGACUUAAGUAAACAUUAGCUGUUUAUUAAUGCUUAAAUAAACAUUCACUUUGUGUAUAGAAAAGCAAUUAAUUCAAUAUAAUUUCAGUCAAUUGAAAUGUCUACUGUUUUGUAACUGUCUUCUAUAAGUCACAAAAAAUUGUAUUGAAAAAACAAUGCUUAAGGGGCUGGAGUGAUAGCACAGCGGGUAGGGCAUUUGCCUUGCAUGCGGCCAACCCGGGUUCAAUUCCCAGCAUCCCAUAUGGUCCCCUGAGCACCACCAGGGAUAAUUCCUGAGUGCAGAACCAGGAGUAACCCCUGUGCAGAGCCAGGUGUGACCAAAAAAAAAAGCAAAAAAAUAAAAAAAUUAAAAAUAAAUAAAAAAAGAAAAAAAUGCUUAAAUAAUGUUUUUACAAAAAUAAUUGUGAUGCAGCUUCUUUAUCAUAAAACAAAGUGUGAGGAUGACUUUGAAUUAAUAAAAUAUUCUGACUAUAAUACUCAAUUCCUGAUUCUUUUUUCCACUAAAAUUAGCACUUAUGAUUAAAAUAAGCUGCUGUGAAAUUAGUAUGACUAUUUUAUCACAAGAUACAUUUCUUAUUGAUAUAAUAGAUCUAUUUUUAAAACUUUUCAAAUAGUGCAGACUUUUAUUUUCAGAAUUUUGAGCAUUGGCGGUGUUGGUGGUAUAGUGGUGAGCAUAGCUGCCUUCCAGAAUUUUGAGCAUUAAUUUUCUUUUGUAACCUGACACCUUAAAACUUUGAAAUCCUUUGUCCAAAUGUCUUCUGAAGUUCUCUGUGCUCUGGUUGGGAGAAAGGACUGUGUGUGACAGUUCUUCAGUUACCUUAGAUGAUUUAGAUGGAAGUACUUCCUUCUGACUACUUUCUUGAUCCUGUAUUUCCUUCUUAUCACUGUUCUGUACUUUAUUGCUUCUUCAUAACUAUUUCUCUCCAAAGAGUUCCACUUUCAUUGAUGCUGGCAAUGCUUUCAUCGAUGCUUGCAAUAUGAUGCUUGCAUGGGUGUUAUCUUUCUUUGGUGUAGCUUCAAAAUCAGCUUGGAUAUAUGUGUCAUACCCUAUUCAUAUCAAUAAAAGCUUUG
Molecule: messenger RNA, 4504 nt
Organism: Sorex araneus (European shrew)
Lineage: Eukaryota; Metazoa; Chordata; Mammalia; Eulipotyphla; Soricidae
Gene: FOXR2
Product: forkhead box R2
Exons: 6
Coding region: 471-1412 (313 amino acids)
Biological process (GO): regulation of DNA-templated transcription
Cellular component (GO): nucleus
Molecular function (GO): DNA-binding transcription factor activity; sequence-specific double-stranded DNA binding
Source: RefSeq, a predicted model, not a curated record